AUGGAGGAGUACGAAAACAUGGCCUUCAAAUGCUUUUGCCUGAAAGGAAAGUUUCCCAAAGUACAGUCCACCGAGUGUUGGAUAUUCGACCCUGUCGGCAAAGAUCAUUUCUUUUGGGAUCUGAUAGUCAAAUCGCAACCGCAACUAGUCAAACUGAAAGUCAUUGUAUACAGAGGAACGUUGAGAACCGUACCGUCGCACUUUUUGCAAAAUAUGCCGUACCUGAAGAAUUUUACGAUAUCCUUUGGCACGCUGUUGGAUGUCGAGCGACACGUCUUCAGCAACUCUUCUUCCCUGGAAGUGCUAAAUCUGAAGAAGAACAAAAUCGAAUCACUGAAUUACAAUUCGAUCUCAAAUCUGGCAUCGCUGAAACUGAUAAAUCUAGAAGAGAACGAACUGAUGAGGAUAAAGUACGGUUGGUUUUACAACCUUCCCAGUCUGAAAACUGUCAAGCUGAAUAAAAACAAUAUCACGAAGAUAGACGACAAAGCCUUCACGAAUAUGGGGAGCGUGAUAGAGAUGGACCUGUCCGAGAAUUACGUGUGUGACAUCAAUGAAUUGACGUUUUUCGGUUUGUCGAAGCUAAGAAGACUCGACCUCAGUUACAACAAGAUAUUAAGUUUAACAUCUCGGAUAUUUUCGGAGCUGUGGGAUAUAGAGGGAUCUAAGACUAAACCAAACCAAGCUAAGCUGAAAUCAAGUUUCCAGAUAGAACACAACUUUAACUCUUCAUAUUCGAAUUGA
Messenger RNA from Acanthoscelides obtectus, 744 nucleotides. The record is from the annotation of a GenBank genome assembly. Lineage: Eukaryota; Metazoa; Arthropoda; Insecta; Coleoptera; Chrysomelidae.